This is a messenger RNA of Tachysurus vachellii, 1224 nucleotides long. It is a transcript of the gene snx20, whose product is annotated as sorting nexin 20. Gene Ontology annotation, molecular function: phosphatidylinositol phosphate binding. The transcript is spliced from 4 exons. NCBI's taxonomy places the organism in Eukaryota, Metazoa, Chordata, Actinopteri, Siluriformes, Bagridae. The record is from RefSeq and is a predicted model, not a curated record. Gene Ontology annotation, cellular component: early endosome membrane. The coding region runs from base 252 to 1166 and encodes 304 amino acids. Gene Ontology annotation, biological process: protein transport.
UUACACCACUGGCUCUAUUCGCUCCAAACCUGAAGAAAUAUUUCCGUAGAUUUAGUUACAACACCACAGUGUUUUCAGUAGAUUUAAACUGAUUUGAUUUUAAAAAAGCAACAUGUUUUAACCCAGGUUCUUCACACAGGUAACUGAGUUUUCUUCAACUGCUUUAUUUUUUUUGAACUACUACAGACUACAAGAAAGAGAGAACGAUGAAUCUUCUACUUUAGAAGAAGUAUAGAGGAAAUGUUGUGAAUAUGGAUUCUGACUCUCAGCUACUCAACUUGAGGAAUGAUCAUGGAAUGGAAAACAGGCAAUGUUUUAGCACUGAGCAAGUAGAGCAGACACCAAUUGAUACAGCUGCAGGUGUCAGUGCCUCCUGUCUCACUACAGCAGAGCUUCAGCAGCAUUGGAGGGCAGUGAAACAAGAGAUUAGGUCUGUCAAGCUGUUGUUUCAGAUCCCAUCUACCCGUACGAUAGAACACCCAACAUCCAGAUAUGUGGUGUAUCAGAUAAUAAUGAUCAGAUCAGGGAGUUAUGAUUAUAAGCAUGUGACCAUCGAGCGCCGCUACUCAGAGUUCCUCCACCUGCACCAUGAGCUCCUUCAGGACUUCAACGAGGAGCUUGAGGAUGUCACCUUGCCCAAAAAAAGACUGACGGGCAACUUCUCAGAAGAGAACAUCAACGAAAGGCGUGUGACUCUCUGUGACUAUCUGACCCAGCUGUACUCUCGGAGCUACAUCCGCCACUCACCUGCUUUUAUAGCAUUCUUCACUCACACUGAGCUUAAGACUGCCUAUGAUCUGUUGCGUGGAGGCCAGUAUUCUCAAGCCCUAGUGAUCCUGCAGAAUGCACUAGUGCUCCAGGAGAAACUGUGUUCUCAUAAUUUGUCCUUGCUUGUGCCAACACUGUGUGCACUGCUGGUGUGCCAGCGAGACCUUGAGGAUUUCCACACAGCUUUCCAGACUGGUCACAGGGCACUGCCAGGAGUAAGGCGCUAUGGACAGCACAGCUAUCGUACACCGCUGCUGGAGGCCAUGGUCGAUCUGGGGUAUAAAUUACAGCACCCUGUGGCUCAGUUACAAGAGGAGCUCAUCAGAGUUCAAAACUCACCACAUGGACCUGAGUCAAAAAUGUCAUUAAAACAACUUGUGGUGCAAGAGUUUACAUAAACCUAUAUUUCAUUAAAAUGUCCACAAAAAUGAAUUUAACUUUAUUAAAAUGUCCUCA